This is a messenger RNA of Hymenoscyphus albidus, 718 nucleotides long. The record is from the annotation of a GenBank genome assembly. Lineage: Eukaryota; Fungi; Ascomycota; Leotiomycetes; Helotiales; Helotiaceae.
AUGUCCACACACGUCAACUCUUCAUCAUUCCCACCCCCCAAGCGCUGUCCAACAGACCGAUCCUAUGUACGUAUUAUGGAACGCGUUCUGUGUUUAUCUAGACAUCACUACAUGACUAGCUUCACGUUCAGAGCUCUUCUUUUGAUAGUUCUAACAUGACGAGUAGUUUAGCGUGUAUACAGGCGUCAAAGAUCCCUCUAAUCCAACUGGGCACUCUUAGGUGUAUGCGGAAGUUGCGGAGCAACAGAUUCCAAACGCUCCAGCUCCUGAUCCCACCCAUCGAUACCCCUCACCAUAUAAGAACUACGAAAAUUUGCCAGUCACACCCGUUGGCCCCCUCCAACACACACCAGUCUUAGCCUCUGACCAAUGGGCCCCAGGUAUUCCACCUGGCGCAAUACGUGGUGUCUAUAACGAUAAUGAUCGUCAGACGUACGAUGUUAUCGCCCACAAUAGGUCCGCUGGGCAAUCGGGAAAAGGGCAUGGUUUAUUUGGCAUGGGGACGCGUCAUGCACGUGCACCACAACAGACACACAAACCACACAAACCUCACAAACCACACAAACCUCACAAACCACACAAAACCUCUAAACAAACUCCUAACCCUCACCCAAGCCAGAACCAGAGCCGCAACCACAACUCCGCGUUAGCAUCGUCCUUUCCUUCCGCAACGCUGUCAGCUGUUGCGCAACUAGGGGGUAGGGGGAGUCGCUAUUAA